GAGAGUUUCGGAGCAGGCAGAAGACUUUGAAUCGUCGGCUCGUUCGUACGGGAGCUGAUGAUCUUUGAUAAAAUCUCGUGUCGAGCAAUCUAAGAUUGAAAAUCGUUUGCGUGCGGUAACAUUGAUUGUUCUGUGAUUUUGUGAGCUGACGCUCGUAUCAUUCUCGCGAUCGUCCUCGGUCUCGCGAUCAAGAUCUCCGACUGCAAAAGAUCUACGAUUUUUACAUCCGAUUCGCGGAACGGCCUUGUCAGAAGGACGAAAAUCUCCGCGUGUACGCGAAUUGCUCCGAGGGUCGGCGUCGCCUUGCUCCGCACCUUAUGCACGAAAUAACGUUUUGUUAAUAACGACACGAACUCUCAAGUUUUUCUCCCGCUCAAGAUCCUUCAGCGAAUCUGAGGAUUCGCGUAACCGACUGUCUUAGCGCUCAUCACUGAGCGUAUCCCGGUAUUUCAAUCGGGACGAUCUCGUCGAGAUCGACUCCCAAACAGAUAUAAAAAUUUAACAAGUUUAAAUUCAAAGUGGCUGGAUAAAACUAGUAUCGAUGGCUUCGAUAAAACUAGUAUCGUUCGAGGAGGAACUGAAGAAGAAUCCUGAAUUGAAAGAGGCAGAUAUUCAAAUGUUGAGAGAGUGGUGCGAAAAACAGCCUCACUUACCCAAGAUAUCAGACAGCGAAUUAGCAUUGUUCUUGCAUAGCAAUUAUUAUCGACUCGAACCGACGAAAACUACUAUCGAUACUUUUUACACAGUUAGGACUCACGUACCUGAGUUCUUCUCCAAUCGAGAUCCUAAUAACAAUAAGGAACUCAAAAAAGCAACUGAAACGGUAACACACCAAGUUUUGGAAGGAACUACUAAAGAAGGCUAUAAAAUCAUUUAUGGAAGACUCCUAGACGGCGAACCAUCGCAUUUUGUUUACAACGAUGUGAUGAAAAGCCUAAAUAUGGUGAUCGAUCUAUGGCUUUACACCGAGGGCACUUGCGAAGGCCACAUAAUAUUAUUUGACAUGAAAAACGUUUCUUUCGGUCACGUCGGCCGUUUGAGUCCUAUGGGCCUAAAGAAAUUCCUCUACUAUCUACAAGAAGGAUUGCCUGUCAGAUUGAAGGGUUUACAUUUUAUGAAUUCUUCUCCGGUAAUGGAUGUCAUUAUGAAUAUGAUGAGACCAUUCAUGAAAAAGCAGUUGAUGGAUAUGUUUCAUAUGCAUACUACGAGCGACACUCUGGAGAAAUUCAUACCGCUCGAAGUUCUUCCGAAUGAGUCAGGCGGUCAAGCCGGUUCUCUACAGGAGUUACAUGAUAAACAAAUAAAAAAAUUGGUAGAUCACGUUGCUUGGUUCCAAGAGGAAGAAGCUCAUCGCGUUAAUGAGGCGCUACGACCGGGCAAGGCGAAGACAGCAACGGAUUUGUUUGGAGUUGAAGGAAGCUUUAAAAAGCUCGAAAUCGAUUGA
Messenger RNA from Temnothorax curvispinosus, 1444 nucleotides. Its product is annotated as alpha-tocopherol transfer protein-like. Gene Ontology annotation, cellular component: membrane. The coding region runs from base 542 to 1444 and encodes 300 amino acids. The transcript has 4 exons. Gene Ontology annotation, molecular function: phosphatidylinositol bisphosphate binding. The record is from RefSeq and is a predicted model, not a curated record. NCBI's taxonomy places the organism in Eukaryota, Metazoa, Arthropoda, Insecta, Hymenoptera, Formicidae.